AGGCUGCCGGAGGGAGGGAUGGAGGAGAAGGGAGGGGGGAGCGGAGCCGGAGCCCAGAGAAGACGGCGGCGGCGCUGCAGAGCGGCUGGGGCGGCGGCACGGCCCCGGGUGCUCCCCCCAGCGCCCGCCCAGCGCCUGUGAGGGCCCCGGCCCCGGCCCCCCGGAGCCAUGGGCUGCAUCGGCUCCAGGACUGUGGGGAAUGAGGUGAUUGCAGUGGAUUGGAAAGGUCUGAAGGAUGUUGACCAAAUCAACAUGGACAGCACCAGCUCCCUGCAUGGGAGUAGCAUCCACCGGCCAUCCACUGAGCAAACUCGAACAGAUUUCUCUUGGGAUGGCAUCAAUCUUUCCAUGGAGGACACAACCUCCAUCCUUCCCAAGCUUAAGCGGAAUUCCAAUGCCUAUGGUAUUGGGGCUUUGGCCAAGUCGUCUUUCUCAGGGAUCUCACGUAGCAUGAAGGACCACGUGACAAAGCCUACAGCCAUGGGGCAAGGUCGAGUGGCCCACAUGAUCGAAUGGCAGGGCUGGGGGAAGGCCCCAGCUGCUCAGCCACAGCACAGUCAUGAGUCUGUCCGAAGGGAUACGGAUGCCUACUCUGAUCUCAGUGAUGGCGAGAAGGAGGCUCGAUUCCUUGCAGGGGUCAUGGAACAGUUUGCUAUCUCUGAGGCCACACUCAUGGCUUGGUCUUCGAUGGAUGGUGAAGAUAUGAGUGUUAAUUCUACCCAGGAGCCAUUGGGCUGCAACUACAGUGAUAACUACCAGGAGCUGAUGGAAAGUCAGGAUGCCCUAGCCCAAGCCCCAAUGGAUGGAUGGCCACAUUCCUAUGUAUCCCAAGGCAUGUACUGCUUGGGCUCAUCAGAUGCCUGGGAAGCAAGCGACCAGUCUCUCAUAGCCUCUCCGGCCACUGGUUCCUACCUUGGUCCAGCCUUUGAUGACUCCCAGCCCAGUCUGCAUGAAGUAGGGCCUUCUCAACCUUCAUCUGGACACUCAGCCCAGGGACCCCAACCCUUACUGGGAGGAGACUCUGACUGGGCUCCAGGAGUAGGUGGAAUGGACCCUGCAAAGGAUCUGUCUGAGAAAAGGCAAAUACCUGCUGAGGAGGAGGAAGAUGCAGGAUGCCGGGAUCUGGAGUCACUGUCCCCACGGGAAGAGCCUGAGGCAUCUGCUGCCCUCAGUAGGAAAGUAUCAGACGUUACAUCCUCAGGGGUACAGUCUUUUGAUGAGGAGGAGGGAGAAGCCAAUAAUUAGCUCCCUUCCAUCCAUGUGCUCCUGCCCUCCCUCUCCCCAAUUUUACCAGAGGGGCAUGGCUGCAUCAAACAUCCUGAGGGCAAAGAGGAACAGCCCAGCCAAGGCAGGGUCACGGGAUGCUGAGGGACCCAGGAGUCCCAGUGAUGGAGGGCAUCAGGAAAGAAAUGAUCCCUGCUUACGAUCCAGAGACUAUGAGGCUGAUAAUUGAGACAGAGACACGGUUGUGUGGAUAUGAAACCUUAAACAAUGUCAAGAUUGUGAGUAUGAUGCAUGGGGUCUGCACAUACUGAUUCAUUGCGAUGAAGAUGGAGGUAAUAUCUGUGGAUGUUAGAAACCAGCCUACGAAUAGAAAGCCCGUGAAUACAGAAUGGACCUCAAUUCUUCAUUCCCUUUAAUUUAGUCUUCCAGGCUUGGGCUCUUGGCUGCCUUGAUGCCUCCUUGCCACCCUUCCAAUAUGGCUUAUUCCUCAGACUUCGUUCAUCGUGGCCAUGGUUCCAGCUUAUUCCUACUCUAAGGAACAGAUCACCUGGGCGCUUGGCCAUGGCUACAGUGAAUGCACUUCAAGGGGCUGACUUUUGAAGUGGAUGCAGAAGCUAUAGAGAGGGGAGUCCCCAUCUUGCUGAUGGUUGUGUGACUCUCUCCUUGGAAGAGACUUGCAAUGCCAGGAUAAAGAAACUGCCUUCAGGCAGAGUUUGAGGAUCAAUAAUGUGUUUGCCGGGACACUUGGAUGUGUCCAGUUGUGAUUCAUCCAGGUAAAAAGCACAUGGAGGUCAAGAACUUGUCCUGAUAGCAGCGUCAUCUGCUGGAUCUGGCUUGACAUCUGGGAUGUAGACCACGGUUGAGUCAGAGGUGAUUCCGAGGGCUGCACUAACUGGGUUGGUGGCGGUGGCGUUGAUCGGCCUUUGGGGUCAGCCUGCUCUUCUUCCAUCCAUCUCUCCCCCUGGCUUCUGCCUGGGGAGUCCACCCCUGGGCAGAGAAGUGGGACUUGGCCUGAGUAUUCUGAUUCAGGUACCCUGGCAAGGGGACUGAGCUUUGGGGCUGUGUCCCCCAUUCAUUCCCCCUUCUUCUCUGGAGCUGUUUACACUUUUCUCUUUGCCUUUUCUACAUUUUUAUAUCUUCUUGGGGACUCAGGGAUGAAUGAGAUGGUGGGUUUGGGGGACCUAGUGUCCGGGCUGGAGUGGGGUCAGCUGCUGGGGAUGGAGUCAGUAUGGUCGCUUGGCCAUUCUGCCCCUUCAUCUAGCACCCCAUAGGGUGCUAUUUAUUUGGUUAAACCCUUCCCACUCCAGACUCCUAGGCAGUAGAUCAAGUUUCUCAUCAUAGGCGAGGGUCUGACAGUGUGGCACACACUCCAGAAAUCAUCAUUCUCUUACAUCCCCAGAGUGUUCUGGUUGCCCUGGGCCCUCAGGUUUACUGCAGAGCCUGCCUGAGUUUUGAGAUCCCAAGGAUUUGAUAGGUGGUUUGGAGAUCCAAAGGGGAGGAGUGGAGAAUGACACAGCUCCGAAGGGACUGAUAGAUGAUAAAACUGGACCCUGCCCUCCUAUAUCUCCCUUGUUCUGUACUGACAUACCCCUUUAUACCUCCAGUGUGCUACUCAUUAUGUAAAUUUCUGGCAAAAAAAAAAAAAGGCAUUAGGAAAAAGGAAGAAAGGCUAAAGAGUCAAUUAAGGUGCCACGUCUCCUCCAUUCUCCUCUUUCCCUCUGCUCCUCAGGUACCAACCCUUAUGGCAGUUUUCCUGAGUGUGUUACAUGGCUUGUUAUCUUUGGGCAGAUGCUCUUUCCAGUUGCCCUAAGCCUGGACCUGAGCAGAGCUGUCCAUGGCAUCCUUCCGAUUAUCCUCUGGAAUCAGGGUUUGAGGUGGUUGUUUUCCUGUUUUGUGACCGCCCCCUUCCACCAAGCACGCUCAGAUCUUAACUAGCUAUCUCCUCUAGGGUUGGAGGGCUUGGAGAAGAAAGGGACACAGUCACUCCAAUAACACCUCUUGAGGGGCAUCUUGAGUGGGUUUAGCCACCAGACUUGCCUGAAUGAUAAUUCUUGGAAAACCAAGAGAUAUUUGGAUGUGAGUGACCAGACUCACUGAGGUACAUGUGAGUCUCCUCCUCCCACCCACGCCCCUCAACCUCCCCUCCUCUCAAUCUCCUAAAAGCUAGUCUUCCAUCCCUCCUCUCCAGUCAGGAUCCAAUGUUUCUCCUUGCCCAGUCUCUCAUCGAUAAAUAUAUCAUUCCCUUUUUGUUCUGGACCAAGCCAACAUUUCUGUCCCUGGGCUCAUGAUGGAUAUAUGAUCCUUUGGGUCCCAGAGGGAGGGAGAGGCCCACCUUCGUGAAGUCCAUUUCUUGCAGUUUCUUUCUAGUUGAGACCAGUGGGAAGGAAAUCAAAAGGCUAAAGGUUCAAGGCCUCCUCCUGAAGAAAUCAUGCCAAGGAAAGCCCCAAAUAAGGGCAAAUUGGUGAGGUCAUCUCUGGAUAACGGAUUGCCUGCUCAGGGAUGCUAGAAAGGGAUCGUUGCAGGCCAAAGGGCAAGGAGGAAUCUUUCAUUCUGACAAGCACCACCCCACCACGAUAAAGGAGGAGAUACAGGGAGUUAGACUGGGGUCUCUAGGACUCAUGGGGAAAGGGGGAAAAUCUGCCCCUUUGAUUUUGCUGGGGGGAAUGCAUGGGGGGUUAAUCAUAGACUUUUUGUAAGGGGGAGGGGCAUGUGCAGAAGGGAGGAUGUUUGGGGUGGGAUUCUGGGGUGCUUUUCUUUGGGGGACCAGAUCUUGCAGCACGCUUUGCAGCAGCUGGGGGCUGUUUUUUUUUUUUUAAUAUUGUGAAUGAAAUUGCUCUUGCUAAUGAUGGGGUGGGAGUGGGGCAUUUAAAAUCAAUAUUCACUUUACUCAACAAGGAAAAACCUACACCUUCAUUCACCACCUCACCACCUCCCCUCCUCCUCAUCCUUCCAUGAAGGAGGGAGUCUUCCUGGGCAUGUUGGGGUCGGGGCAGGAAAUGAGGACCUUACCCCAUAUACAUACACAUCCUACACUUUCUGUCUUCCAGCUCUGGGGAACACGCACUUUUGUGGCCAGUUUUUCUUUGCAUGUUUUCUUAAUGUGACCACCCCUCCAACCCCGAGAGAGAUUCUAUGACAUAUAUCAAAGAAAGAAUUAUAUAUAUAUAUAUGAUAUUAUAGAUUAUAUAAACUCAGACUUACUUCAGUAUUGAAGUCUAUCUAUAUAUGUAGGCAUGGGGUAGGAGUGGCUAUCCUACGCCCUGUCUUCCCCAUUCCUGCCUCAGCCCCCUCUCCCUUAGGGAGAGGGAGCUGCCUUCUGUAGCCUCUCUGUACUAGGGAGGUACAGGGAGUAAGGUUGGGGGUGGGCCAGGGGUCAUGUUUGCUGACACUAAACAGGUUGUGGUCUCUAUAUCGCCUCUGGCUGUGUCUUAUUUGUCAAGGGUGGGGUGAGACUCAGAGAAGCCACUAGCUGAGGAAGGGAGACAACUGGACAGUCAAACUGAGAGGGACCUGAGAGCUAGGCUGUCUGGGGUGACUUCCCUAGACAUCCCAGACUUUAGGAGGGGCUGCAUGAUUUUCAGCAAAUCAUUUAACCUCUUGAGCCUGUUUUUUCUUUUGAGAAAUGGGGUUGGGUGGGAGGGAGUGAACUAGGUCUUUGAAUUCUUCUGGCUCUAACGUUCAGUAACUCCACAGCUGGGCCGGUGGCUUCUAGUACAAAGGAAAGAGACAACCCUCUAAAAUGUCUUUGGGAUGUGGCAAAUUGAAGGGCCUGCCCUGCUCUCUACCCAAAGAAGAUGUUAGGGGUGACUAGGCAGCUGAUACUGCAAAGAGACUGUGGGUGGGGGAGAAAGUGGUGGCUGUACCAGCUGGUGCUUAAAAACAACAACAAAAACCAUGAACUUGGGCACAUGACUGGGGGGGAACUGGUGCUGGCUGCCUGGCAACAACAGCCUCCUCCCCCCUUCUAUAUAUCCCCUUUAUAUUGCAUAUAGCCCUUUUGGGGCGUAUCUUUCUUUCUGAAGGCUGUCCUUGACGUUUAUUUUAACCAAAUUUCAUCUGAAUAAAAAGUGUUGGCACCCAGUG
This is a messenger RNA of Sarcophilus harrisii (Tasmanian devil), 5307 nucleotides long. It is a transcript of the gene FAM131B, whose product is annotated as family with sequence similarity 131 member B. The transcript has 7 exons. Lineage: Eukaryota; Metazoa; Chordata; Mammalia; Dasyuromorphia; Dasyuridae. The record is from RefSeq and is a predicted model, not a curated record. Bases 169 to 1245 code for a protein of 358 amino acids.